Messenger RNA from Brachypodium distachyon (stiff brome), 1172 nucleotides. Its product is annotated as dehydration-responsive element-binding protein 1G. Gene Ontology annotation, biological process: regulation of DNA-templated transcription. Bases 71 to 754 code for a protein of 227 amino acids. Gene Ontology annotation, molecular function: DNA-binding transcription factor activity; DNA binding. The transcript has a single exon. The record is from RefSeq and is a predicted model, not a curated record. Lineage: Eukaryota; Viridiplantae; Streptophyta; Magnoliopsida; Poales; Poaceae.
ACAAACCAAGCUGCUUCCGCUUCCCUUCCCUUCUCGCUUACCACACUCCACACUGCUCGAGCCACUCUUCAUGGACCUCGGUGCUCUCAGCAGCGACUACUCGUCAGGGACGCCGUCUCCGGUGGCGGCGGACGGCGACGAGGGCGGCGGCUUCUCGACGUACAUGACUGUGUCUUCCGCCCCGCCGAAGCGGCGUGCGGGGCGGACCAAGUUCAAGGAGACGCGGCACCCGGUGCUCAAGGGCGUGCGCCGGAGGAACCCCGGGAGGUGGGUCUGCGAGGUGCGGGAGCCCCACAGCAAGCAGAGGAUAUGGCUCGGGACAUUCGAGACCGCCGAGAUGGCGGCGCGCGCCCACGACGUCGCCGCGCUGGCGCUCCGCGGCCGCGCCGCCACGCUCAACUUCGCCGACUCGCCCCGCAGGCUCCGUGUCCCCGCCAUGGGCGCCAGCCACGACGAGAUACGCCGGGCCGCGGCGGAGGCGGCCGAGGCGUUCAUGCCGGCGCCCGAUCAUCAAGCCCGGAGCAAUGCGGCUGUCCAGGAGCAGCUGGCAGGUGCCGAUGCACCAAGCGCCGCAGUGCAGUUCCUCAGUGACCCGUACUACGAGAUGGGCAAUGGGAUGGACUUUGGGAUGCAGGGAUACUUGGACAUGGCGCAAGGGAUGCUCAUUGACCCUCCUCCGAUGGCGGCAGGUUCGUCGGCAGGAGGUGCCGGAGAGGGAGACCAUGACGGCGAGGUCAACCUAUGGAGCUACUGAUGAUGAUAGCUCGCGUUUGAAUUGUGCUUGGCGUGGCGCGCAGAACUUCUAAUGUGCAUGUGCAGAUUUACGGCGGUCCAGUACAGGAAGUGAAGUGCAUGGUUGCCGGCCCUUUCGUUUCCCUCUCUCUUUGCUUUCCUUUGUUUUAAACUUUUCUGGUUAAUGUUAAUGUAUUCUUGCUCUAUGAACUUUAAUCAGAAGAAGCAGAAGGCCUUAUCAUGAGUUUAGUACACGUACGGGUUCAUGCAUGUCAGGAUGUGAGUGUUAAAACUUCAAACGGAGUGUUGGCGCUGUCCACUAGCUAUGUAUCAUGUAUGUAUGCAUCUCCCUACCCUGUUGAUGUCAAUGUUAUAGUUAAGCAGUUGUGUGUACUCGCUGCAUUAAUUAGCUGGCCUGAUUUGAGUUUAAAAAAUCUCAA